AUGGCUAGAGUUCAAAAGAGGCCCUUUGUCUCUUCCGGUACUAAUGACAAGGCACACCCAUUCCGGGAAUCAUCCCUGCAAAUUUACAAACCAGGGGGACGGUCCUGUCUGAGCUGUCAUCGGCGUAAGGUCCGCUGCGAUCAUGGAGUGCCUUGCGCCAACUGUUCAAGAUAUGGUUAUACCUGCGUUUAUCCCACAAAGAACAGCGACACGGCAGGGAAAACCCCCACUCUCCAAAACAUCUCCAACCGCCUGGAACGAAUUGAAAAUUUGCUAUCACGUUUUGCUGAGAGUAGUCGAGUCGCUACGGAAUCUGUAGUGGAGGGUGGUAGUAGUGAUAGUGGUGGCAAGUCUCAAACUCAGGUUCAGCCUCAAUCUGGUACAAAUGUCAAUGCAACUGCAAAUCAACAUCCCCGCAAGUCAACAUGGGAGCUAUUAUUGAAUGAUGGACAAGAAAAAGAAAUCAAAAUUACUCAACCUACUGGCUUAGAAAUACCACCUUCGCAGCUUCAGAAGAGUACAAAUGCUCAUCAUACACUUCUUGCGCAGCCAUGCACCUGUGCUCCUUCAGAAAUAGUUUCCGAUGUGCUGGAACUCUAUCCUGAUCCCCAAUUAGCUCUUCGGUUAUGGACUGUGUACGUCAAGUUGGUCGAUCCAGUCCUCAAAAUUUUGCAUAUACCAACCACCCAGUCCAUUGUUGUUGCAACCAUUCUGGACCCCAAAUCUGCAGGAUCUUCAACAGUGGCAUUGACAUUUGCCAUCUAUUUUGCCGCCGUCACGGCCCUUAGUCAUGAUAAUGAGAAUGAAACCAUCGAACUACCUUUGGAGAAGCCAGUACUCUUGAAACAGUAUAAGAUGGCCUUGGACCGACUUCUCGUGGUAACCGAUCUCAUGAAUCGACCUGAAAUGAUGGCAUUACAGGCUCUUGCAAUUUAUGUGACCUGUUUACGGGUCCAUGAAGUUGGCCGGAGUGUAUGGGUCCUUAAUGGGCUGGCGAUCCGCCUCGCCCAAUCGAUUGGCCUGGACCGAGAUGGUGCCUGCUUCCAACUGAGUCUCUUUGAGACGGAAAUGCGUCUUCGUCUCUGGUGGCAUCUAUGUGUGCUUGACUCUCGUGCCCCGGAGGACCAAGGACUUCAACCCACGGUUGAUGUCAUGAACCGGGGACUACGGCUUCCCUUGAAUGUGAAUGACAAUCAAAUCUAUCCAGGCAUGACAUCCUUGCCAGUGGAGUCGGAUGAUUGGACGGAAAUGUCUUUCUUUCUGAUUCAAACUGAGUCAUGCCGGCUACUACAUCCGAUUCUUGAGACUCAAGGGCAACAUUCCGCAGAUACUCUACUUGGUAUCACAGAAAAGCGAAAAAUUAUUCAGGAGCAUGGUCAAUAUUUGUUUGCUAAAUAUGGUCUUCUAUCUGGGUCUAGAACACCCACUAAUCUGUCGCGCAUUGCAAUGCAACAUCUCACCACUGCCAGCAAGAAAAUGGACUUUGUGCUGCAACUACGAGAGGAGAUCAUCAUGCAAAAGCAAAAAGAGGGACAAGGUGGUGCGACUUCUGACGUACUCAAGCUGUCUUUCAAGUUGGCUUGUGAUGGGCUGGAAAGUAAUUAUGUGUUAUUGAAGGAGGGUCUUGCUUCCAGAUUCAAAUGGUUCUUCAGCAUGUACACGCAAUGGUACGCCCUCGCCUACGUUCUGCGCUGUCUAUGUAGCAACCCCCGUGGAUUCAGGACAGAACGUGCGUGGACUUUGGUCGAAGAGCUCUUCCCUCGCGGAAUGAGUCCUCAUGGUCAUUCGGCGGGGCUCGAUGCUGAAUAUGGGCACGGUAGCAUUUGGAAAUGUCUCAAUCUGCUCCGAUUUCAAGCGUUAUCGUUGAGACAAAAUGCCCAGCUAUCUGUGGACACCCCUGAUGUUGAGACCCAGUUGUCCAUCAGUGGUGAAAGUCGUACUUCCCAGCAGCUUCUUCCAGAUAUCGAAAUCCCGCCGCCCACCCGCACGACAGCAACAGCGCAUGGAGCAUCCACCCUUCCCGAAUUGGGUCAAGAUUUCGUGGCUGAUUCCAACCAAAACUUCUUUUCAUCUCCGGAUCUGUCAAUGCCAGAGAUUCUAUUUUUGCCGGAUUGGAAUGCGGUGAUCAAUGGAUGCCUGAACGAUGAUGGUCACUCAGGUGUGUUUUGA
This is a messenger RNA of Talaromyces proteolyticus, 2169 nucleotides long. RefSeq lists its product as uncharacterized. Gene Ontology annotation, biological process: DNA-templated transcription; regulation of DNA-templated transcription. The record is from RefSeq and is a predicted model, not a curated record. Gene Ontology annotation, molecular function: DNA binding; zinc ion binding; DNA-binding transcription factor activity, RNA polymerase II-specific. NCBI's taxonomy places the organism in Eukaryota, Fungi, Ascomycota, Eurotiomycetes, Eurotiales, Trichocomaceae. The transcript has 3 exons. Bases 1 to 2169 code for a protein of 722 amino acids.